Passer montanus (Eurasian tree sparrow) is the source of this 1495-nucleotide messenger RNA. It is a transcript of the gene COPS7A, whose product is annotated as COP9 signalosome subunit 7A. Gene Ontology annotation, biological process: COP9 signalosome assembly. Gene Ontology annotation, cellular component: COP9 signalosome. Bases 26 to 853 code for a protein of 275 amino acids. The record is from RefSeq and is a predicted model, not a curated record. Lineage: Eukaryota; Metazoa; Chordata; Aves; Passeriformes; Passeridae. The transcript is spliced from 8 exons.
CGGCGGGACUGCGCCGCCGCCCGCCAUGGCGGCCGAGGGGAAGGUGACGGGGCAGAGCCAGGAGCAGUUCCUGCUGCUGGCCAAGGCGGCCCGCGGCGCCGCGCUCGCCAGCCUGAUCCACCAGGUGCUGGAGGCCCCGGGCAUCUACGUGUUCGGGGAGCUGCUGGACAUGCCCGCCGUGCGCGAGCUGGCCGACGGCGAGUUCUCGCCCGUGUUCCGCCUCCUCACCAUCUUCGCCUACGGCACCUACGCGGACUACCUGGCUGAAGCAGCAAACCUCCCUCCCUUGACAGAGGCCCAGAAGAACAAACUGAGGCACCUGUCAGUCGUCACUCUGGCUGCCAAGAUCAAGUGCAUCCCCUACUCGGUGCUGCUGGAGCAGCUGCAGCUGAAGAACGUCCGGCAGCUGGAGGACCUGGUGAUUGAGGCUGUGUAUGCAGAUGUGCUGCGAGGGAGCUUGGAUCAGCGCAACCAGCGCCUGGAGGUGGACUACAGCAUUGGCAGGGACAUCCGCAGGGAGGAGCUCAGCACCAUCACCCGCACGUUGCAGGAGUGGUGCCAGGGCUGCGAGGUUGUGCUGUCGGGCAUCGAGGAGCAGGUCAGCCGGGCCAACCAGCACAAGGAGCAGCAGCUGGCCCUCAAGCAGCAGAUCGAGAGCGAGGUGGCCAACCUGAAGAAGACCAUUAAAGUGACAACAGCAGCCGCUGCAGCAGCCACGUCCCAGGACCCAGAGCAGCACCUCACGGAGCUCAGGGAGCCAGCCCCUGGCACCAACCAGCGCCAGGCGAGCAAGAAAACCUCCAAAGCCAAAGGGCUCCGGGGCAGCACGAAGAUUUGGUCUAAAUCAAACUAGUUGGAUCUCCCUUCACAACUGGGAGGGCAGCGUCUCCCUCCUUUUCAUCGCAGCAUUUCACACUCUGAGCUUCAGGUUGUACGCGUUGCUGUUUCCCCAACCGCUCAAGCCCCCGUCGCCACGGCCACGUGUUUCUCUCUUUCUCUCUCCCUGUCUUUUGACAGGUCAAUUUCAGGAGCCAUAAAGGUGUGACAGUCACCUUGGCACCCCCAGGGCAUCACAAAAGCUUGGAAAGAGGGUGCUGGUGUGCAGCAGUCGUUUUGGCUCUAUGAGACCCCCCCGGGAUACUUUGCUACAGGACACCGUCUUUGAUUGUUUAAUCUUUGUUUUGCUAGGUGGGAGGGUAGUUUUUGAAGGGAUUCUUUUAAAAAGUAUAAAAAUAUAUUAUAAAUAUAUAUAAAACAAUAAAAAUAGAGAUCUAUGGACAUAUCUAUACAAACUGCGCUCCUGUGGGAGGCAUCUCUUUGCCUUGUAUGCCAGUUCUGGAGGUUCCAAAAUAAGCUGUGAUGUUAAGAGCCUUUGUCCCAUUUUGGGGCGGAAUAUCCUCAAAAUACUAGGUUCCCUUUUCAAAGGUAGUGCCACAGUAUCUCUGUUGGGAUGAGAGUCCAUAAAACAGAAAUUAAUCAUAAAUCUUAUUUAAAG